Acanthamoeba castellanii str. Neff is the source of this 2802-nucleotide messenger RNA. RefSeq names its product Penicillin amidase. The transcript has 13 exons. The record is from RefSeq and is a predicted model, not a curated record. Gene Ontology annotation, biological process: antibiotic biosynthetic process. Gene Ontology annotation, molecular function: hydrolase activity, acting on carbon-nitrogen (but not peptide) bonds, in linear amides. The coding region runs from base 1 to 2802 and encodes 933 amino acids. Lineage: Eukaryota; Discosea; Longamoebia; Acanthamoebidae.
AUGGCCUCCCUCGCCGACGAAUACCCCACGACCCGCAUCCUACGGGACUCGUGGGGCAUUCCGCACAUCUUCGCAAAGACGGACGCGGAGGUGGCCUUCGGGCUGGCCUACGCCCACGCCCAGGACGACUUCGCCACCAUCCAGAAGGCCCUGCUCGCCUCGCGAGGCCAACUCGCCACGAUCGAAGGCAAGACCGCGUACAUGAACGACUACCUGGUGCACCUGCUCCGAUUGCGGGAGAGAGUCGACGCAGAGUACGAUAAGCAGCUGUCGCCCCACAUGCGCGAGGUGCUCAGCGCCUACGCCGACGGACUCAACUUCUUCGCCUACUGGCACACCACCCGGAUUCCUUCGUUCAUCAAGCUCGACGAGGUGGUGCGCAAGCUAGCGGGCGAGGGCAAGGACACCAAGGCCCAGCGGCUGAUGAACCUCGAGGCCCAGAAGAGCGACAUGCGCGAGACGCUCGGGCGGCGGUGGACCCAGCUCCAGCGCUACGUGGUCUCGCUCGUGCCUCUCCUCGCCGACUCUCUCCCCACGGAGCAGGCCGGCGUGGUCGUCGCGACCGAGCCUCGGGCCGCCGCCACCUUAACCACAGCGCCCGCAGCCACCUUAACUGCCACCGCUACCUUAGCCACCACCGACGCGCACCACGAGCCCGAAGCGUUUGGGGUGGUCACUGAGGAGGCCGCUGCUGCUGGCGGCAGCGGCGGCGGCGUGGAGAUCGAUGGCGUCGUAUACACACAAACGGGAGCCAACGCCACUGCUGUCGGUGACGUGCAGGCUGCGGCGGUGCCUGGUGAACCCGCCCAGGCACACGGUGGCGACGCGCAAUCAGCAGACGUUGAGUCGACCUACAGCGACGACGCGAGCGCGGAACGUGGUGGUGACGAUGAAGGUGAGGCGCCGCUCGCCAAGCGAGCGUUUGCGUCGAACGCGUUCGCGGUGUCGGGGCGGAAGACGAAGGACGGGUCCACGUUCCUCGCCAUCAACUCACACCAGCCAUGGGCCGGACCCUUCAGCUGGUAUGAGGCGCACCUGCACAGCGAAGAAGGCUGGAAUUUUGUGGGUGGAGUCUUUCCGGGCUGUCCCAUUCCGCUGUCGGGCCACAACCGCCAGCUCGGGUGGGGGCACACGGUAAACAGCCCCGAUGUGGUCGACGUCUACGAACUGACGAUGGACAAGGACCACCGCCUCCGCUACCUCUUCGACGGCGAAUGGCACACACUGGAGAGCAAGAUCGUCCCCAUGUCGUUGAACAUAUUCGGGCGGUGGAGCUGGGAGGUGGAACGCGAGGUGCUGUGGUCGCCGUCACACAACGCGCCAGUCAUUCAGAACCCUCGGGGCACGUACGCGAUUCGGUACUGCGGCAGCGAGAGGAUCGAUCAGCUGGAGCAGUGGCUGGCGAUGACCAAGGCCACCACCUUCGAGGAGUGGUCGGCCGCCCUCGGCCGGCAGACCAUGCCCCUCCUCAACGCUGCAACAUCUUCUACGGCUACAACGCGCUGCUUCCCCAGAACCGGUCGUCCGCCGACCACGACUGGGAACACGUCGAGUACGGUGUGGCCUCCGACGUAUGUGCCGUGGGACCGGCUGCCCCGCGUGCUCAACCCGUCGUCGGGCUUCGUACAGAACUGCAACUCGUCGCCGUUCCGGGUCACGUCGGGCGGCCGCGACAACAACCCGUCGCCGGCCGACUUCGACGCCGACCGCGCGCCCGCCGUGUCGGGCAUGAUUGAGCGCCGCAUGACCAACCGCGCCCUGCGCGCCCUCGAACUGCUCAGCGCCGCCCUCGUCGACAACAACAGCAACGACACCGACAGUGUCGACAGUGCCGGUGACAAGGGUGGAUUGGAUGCGGACCAGUUCGUGCGGAUCAAGUUCGACGAGACCUACGCGCGCGGGUCGCUGAUGGCCUACCUCGUCAACCACUCCCUCGCCGCCUACGACCAACAAGUUGAGGAGGUGGGGAAGGAGCAGCUGCGGAGGGACCGCCCGAUGUUGGUGCGGGCCAUGGCGCUCCUCCGUUCGUGGGACCUCGCCAUGAGCGGCCACUCCAUCGCCGCCCCGCUCGCCUUCUUCGCAUUCCGCCACCACCUGGCCGAGCCUGGCGCCAUCGCCCACCGCUUCUACACCCGCCGCGGCGAUCGCGAAGACGGCGACGGCGACGGCCAAGCCAUCUCCCUCGAUGAACUGGGCCUCACGCCCGGCCGCCUCCUCGAUGACGUGGAGAACGCGGGGCGCGACCUAAAGUGGGGCGCGGGGCGAAUGGAUCCCGAGUGGAGCCACCAGCAGCGACUGAUCCGCGGCCGUGCGGAGUUUGACCUCAGCGGCGGACCCGACGUCCUCCACACCAUCCAGGGUACGGUCGAUAUCAAGAAGGCCCGCGUGGUGGCCGACUCGGGUGACGGCUACGUGCAGAUCGUGCGAUGGGACGCCCACGGCCAGGUGCACUCGCAAGCCGUCCAGCCCUACGGCGCCAACACUUUCACCAAGUCGUUGCAUUUCCGAGACCAGGCGCCGCUGUUCGCCGAGCGACGGCUGCGAGAGGUCCACAUGGAGGAGCGGCUCCUCAUGGACGGCGCGCACCUGGAGGAGGCCUACCGGCCGGGCCGCGAGGACGAGCUGGGCAAGCGCGCCCUGGGCCUCCUCGGCGAGAUCGGCGUCCACAUGCGCAAGCAGGCCCGCGCCAGCGCCAACGCCGCCGCAGCGGCGGCCGCGACCCGCGGGGAAGAGCCGGGCGACGAGGGCGCCGGCCAGCCCGCCAAGCGGCAGCGCUCGCGGCUGCGCGAUAUGCGAGAAUAG